This is a messenger RNA of Acipenser ruthenus (sterlet), 3445 nucleotides long. RefSeq names its product iron-sulfur cluster co-chaperone protein HscB-like. Gene Ontology annotation, cellular component: mitochondrion. The record is from RefSeq and is a predicted model, not a curated record. Gene Ontology annotation, biological process: protein complex oligomerization; [2Fe-2S] cluster assembly. NCBI's taxonomy places the organism in Eukaryota, Metazoa, Chordata, Actinopteri, Acipenseriformes, Acipenseridae. Bases 245 to 1138 code for a protein of 297 amino acids. Gene Ontology annotation, molecular function: ATPase activator activity; protein-folding chaperone binding. The transcript is spliced from 6 exons.
GUAAAACCUUAAGCUUUCUAUACUGUGGGACACACAUUACGCUUUUAAGAAAUUAAACAGUCAGCUACAGCGUGAGUUAUGAUAUUUUUGUCGUCUGAAUUUAUUUUCUUAUAAAUUAACCCGGAAGUGAUUUUGGUAGUAUUUCCUCUUUUUUUUUUAAGGAGAGUUAUUCUACACAGAAGCAUGUGUGUGUUUUCAUCUGUCAUUGAGAAAUCAAACAGCGUAGAAUAUUAUUAGAUAAGAGAUGUUGGUUCUAAAUCGAUUACGGCCAGCUGCCUCUUCUCAAGCUCAGAGUAUAUGCUUGGUGAAUACGAGGCAUUCGCUUUCAAAAUCGCUGAAAUCGACAACAACAACGUGCUCCGAUUUCGAACCAGCUUUCUUAAAUGAAAAUGACACUGACAGUCCGACAAGACACUGUCUCCCACUUACACAUUUUUGGAAAUGUUUGGAAACACGGCAGCAAGCGACGGCAGCCAAGUUAUUUUCAACAACCUCGCCAUACAGUCAGUACGGGCUGGGUUUCAGGACUUUCUCCACCGUUUUAAAAACGCAGAACUGUUGGAAUUGCGGGGAAAGUCUGCAACAAACUCACACUUACUUCUGCACGACGUGCAAAGUUCUUCAGCCGCCCGAUGAGGACAGGAACUACUUUGACAUAAUGGACUGUGAGAACUCAUUUGCUGUGGACAUUCAGAAGCUUCAGCGAACAUACAGAAACCUGCAGCGUUCUCUUCACCCUGACAAUUUCAGCCAGAAACAAACGAAAGAGCAAGAGCUAUCUGAAAAACAGUCAGCGUUGGUGAACGAGGCCUAUAGGACCCUGCUUGGACCCCUGAGUCGAGGGCUUUAUAUGCUAAAGCUUCAAGGACUGCAGCUAGAAGAAGGCACACACUUUGCUAUGGAGCCACAGUUUCUUAACGAAAUCAUGGAAAUCAAUGAGAGCCUGGCUGCAACACAAACAGAGGAGGAAGCCAGUGACAUUGGACAUUGUAUUCAAGACAGAUUGCAAGAGUUGAUCAGAGACGUCAGUGAGUCGUUCAGCAAAGGAGACCUUAAAAAGGCAAAGAUGCUUCUGGCUAAAAUGAAGUACUUUGUCAACAUUGAGGACAAGGUGAAGGAAAAGCUCUCUUCAUCCUGAGGGUCGAUACAGCCUGGCUCAGCACUUACAAGAUCUUUUUUUAAUAUCAUGGAUAAUACUAUUUAAAUUAAAAUUCUUUAUAAUACUGGAAUACUUUUACGAUUUAAACUUACAAGUAAUACAAUUAAAGUGGCUUUAGCUCACUAAAUACCUUUGUAGCUAUUGCCUGUCGUGCAAUUCUAUUGACUAUAUAGGUCUCAAAUGUGCAGUUUUGAUAGAAAGAUGAUAUAGCAAAUACAUAUUUUCAUUUUAAAACAUGGCAUCUGAUAGGCAAAAGAAAGUUCUCAGUUUGCUUGCCUUCCCUUCCAGGAAGUGUCUUACAGUUGCACUUCCUGGGUCGGUUCACCCCAGCAUUGUCUUUGGUUAUUAACAGGAAAAGUCGACCCAGAAGAGGUGGGCUCAGUUUCACUCUGCAGAUGAAAUGACCGUGGAAGUGCAAGACAGCGAGGCCUGCAAUGAUUUCUUUAACCUAGUGUGUUUGCAGAUAUACUUUUAAAAUACAAAUUCGUUAUUGAUUGCUAAGAUACAUAGAUUGCUUUGAAAACUACACAUUUGAGGACUACUAAAUAGUGAAUGGAUGUUAGCUUCAAUCACUGUAAUGCUAGAAGUACACAGCUUUACUGCAAAUACUCUGUAACACAAUGUGUGAAGAAGUUUUUCUCCAGUUUGUGACCAGUUUGACGUUUUUUUAAUGUAUUAAUUUAUUUUUUAAAGAACUAUUUUUGUGGUCCAGAUUUGGUACAAAUCAAGUAUUUCAAUACCUGGAUGUGUCAUAUGAAAAAUGGUUUUAUUAAAUUACAUUCUAUUUAAGACCAGAAGUACGAAGACAAUGGCCUGUGAAUUCAUCAGAACUGAAAUCAGAGAUUGUCAUGGCUUCUUGAGAGGGAAACACUUAAAAGGAUCUUUUUAAACCGCUAAUUAGAACUACUGGCACACAUAAUUGUAAAUCCUUUCAAAGUUUAGGGGUGAAUAUAUUAGCUUUUGAUAUCAUCAGAACUGUUUUAUUAUUCCUGCUGAAGGUCUUGCAUACUAAAUCAAAUAUGUUUCAAAGCAGGAAUGCAGAUUUCUAAACACAAGCUGUCAUUUUGAAUUCCCGUCUUCCUGCUCCCCACCCCCUGCUCCCCUGGACAGCUCAUGUAUGCAGGUUCAGUUGUUUUCUCUCCUUCACAUCUUAUCUUUUCAUUUCACGUCCUGCUACGAAUUAUAUUUUUUUCCCCCUGUAACUCAGGACCUCCUGUUGACUCUUUCGCCCUUGUGUCAAAGAAAAAGAACAUUGAACUCGUAUCUCACGUUUUGCUGUACAUUUAAUACAUUAGAGCGUACAUAUAUACAAGUACAGUCGAUGUAAUACACAAGCAAUUGUAGUCUAAUAAACAUAAAAAAAAUACAACUUUCACUAAGACAAAAAAAUGCAAACUCUAAAGUUCUGUUACUUUGUCAUCAUAAUAUUUUCUCUUUCUGUAAAUGAUAAAUACAAGAAUCCUUAGUAAUAAUGCAUGUUUAGUACUGUAGAUGAACAAGCCUCCAAAUUGCCUAAUUCCAUCUUCUACAUUUAAGAGUAUGGCAAGCAGCCCAGAACUAACUUAUGUUUAAUAAAUGUGAGGUUUGUUGUGUGGUUAUGCAAAUAUUGUUUCAACUUAGAUGAAUGUUGUUUUGCUAAAAGGUUUAAGUGUAUGCUUUAUAUUAUCUGCAUGUUCAUAAUGUUUAAUGUCUUACCUGUUCAAUAUCCAAUUUUGAGUGCUUUGCGUGAUUCUCUAUGGCUGCUAAGCGUACUAACUAUUCCAGCAUUAAUAUGUAUCAAUGUGCAUCCAGUACACAAUGCUGUGUCGAAGGCUUUCAGUUCACAGUGUACCUCUAGGCUUCUUCACAAGUGUGCUUCUUUCACAACUGAAAUGUAUACCUAUGUCUGUCCUACUUCUGGGUGGCGGUUUGAAUGAAUGAAUUACUUUAACUCCACACCACUUUGACCUUGACUGAUCCAUUUCAGCAGAAAAGGGGAGUUUUUUUUGUUCUUCAUCGUCUUAUCCAAUCAGAUUCCAAGUAGAGUGGCCCUCUAAAUGGGCCUUAAAACUCUAGAAUCGCUUUAAAGGGCAGCUAAAUUUUAAGCGGCUUAAGCGAGCCAGUCCAAAGUAUAACUUAAAAACAAACUACAUGUCUUCGUUCACAAAAAAACCAUUAGUUUAUAAUAGCGUUAAUAUCCUCUACAAUGGUACCUUGGGUACCUAGCUGCUGCUGCAGUCAAUUAUCUAGCUGGUGUUGACUGCAGUAUUGGACAUUAACGCUUAAUUGUAGCAGCUUUUACACUUU